AUGCUGCAACAGCCUACUUUACUACCUCACCCAUCAGCGGCACUACCAGCUCCAACCACACUGUACUCGCAAACGACACCACCACUGCCUUCAUCACACCUAUACGAGCAUUCGUCAACCUCCAGCCCACCCUCUGCUCAGUCUGCGUCACGAUCAUACGAUUCGACGACAGCAGAGGAGCAGCAAGCCUCUGCAUCUCGACCACGCUCUAUCUCUGCUUCCUCGGCUGUUUCCCAUCUCCGUACUCCUAGUAUCAGCUCAUUGGCUCCACCCGAGACAAAGUCUCGGGCUCGCUCAGGCAGCGAUGCGGGCAGCUUCACCCGCAGCUGCAUCUCCAACGGCUACUACUCCAAUACGGAUGAUGAAAAUGUCGACCAAGAACAUAGUCAGAGGCAAUCUGCAGCUUCACAUAGUCGUUCGGGGUGGCAAGCAUCUUAUGGUGCUGCUGCAUGUAACUCAGCUCCGAACACUCGGAACUCGAGUUUCCAUAAGAGCAACCAGCCGCAACAGCAAAGAAUUCUCGAUGACUCGCUUGGAGAUUCUGGAGAUGCUGACUGGGAUGCCGAACUCGGAAUCUCUGAAGCUGACCACGCUGAGCCUUUGCGCUUGCCUUCACUUCAGCACGCAGAGCAUGUCUUGCAUCCUGCCCCAGCCAGUACCGGUGAUGCUGCCGCUGCUCUGUCCAGUAUCAUCAGCAACAAACUCGCUAUCAACAGCCCAGGCACGUCGGUUCAGCCCACGGCCCAUCUGGAAAGCAUCAAAGCUGCUGAUCUCAAGGGCAUUCGUGUCACCUCUGCUGUCAGCGAAAGCUGGGAUGGCGACUUUCUUUUCCAAAAUGAAGAGGACUCGGUCGAAACUGAUCUGCAACACGGCGGUAGUAGUCGGCUACGAGGCUCGAGAGAACAACACGACACGACGAGGGGCUCUACUUUGGGACUCUUGUACUCACAAGAUGAACGAGAUGCAGAAAGCGAUGAUGACGUCGAGAAUUGGGACGAUGCAUUCGCAUGGAACGCCGACUCCAUCAUGACUCCCUCGGCUUCUACGUCGUCCUCAUUGCACGACCUCAUGCUGCGUUCAAGCGUUCAGAGCAAUGACUUGAACAGCACACCAACGCGGUCCAAGCGUACCUCGGCUCAUGAACUGCAGCUAGGUGGGGGUCGACGCUUGGAGCACGGCAAACAGGAAGCCUUCGAGAAGAAUCGCCUGUCAAACGGGUCAUUGGCCAGCAAUAUCACCGACUUUUCUGCCCGCCUGGCUGCGCAGUCCGAUACUGAUUCCUUCCGACCAAGGUCAUCACAAGAUAGUGAUGAUUUCUGUGCUUCGCAUGCUUCGCAUGCUUCGCACUCGAAGCCACGCGCCGCCGUUGGUCAAGUUCACAACAUGCGCAAGACAAACCGCAACACGAUCAACCGUAGCGACGAUAGCGGCGACGACACGGAAACCGAAUCGCCGGCCAAGGAGACCUCCGCUCCUCUGGCAGCCCGUCCGGCACGCAGGUCGCUUGGUGCCGCGCUCGGUUUCGACUCGCGCCGCAAAUCAGCCACAAAAGAGCAGUUGACGACUGUGCAGUCUCCCUCGCGUGAUGGGACCACGGUCAAAGGCGACGCUAGUCAUGCAGUAACACAGUCUCAUGCCAGAUCUCAGUCCAAGUCCAAACUUGGCGCUCUGCAACGCCUGAGCUUCUCGCGCUCUCGCCUGAGCGUUGCUAAUGCCUCCAGCACCAGCGUCAACGAGUUGGUCGAAGCAGACAAACCUCCUCAGCGUCCGUACGCCGACAAUGUCAAUCAGAGCCAGUCUUCUCUCCUCAGUCAGACGUCCACCUCUUCGAGUCGCUCGCGUCGCGGCGCUAGUCCCUCAAGUCUCGAGAAGAGCUACACGGCACUGCGCAGCACCAGCUUCCGUCGAUUCCUAGGUCGUGGUAACAAGAACGGUGCUGCUGCCAUGCACAACGCCAAUGCGGCGGCUGAAACAACGCCGCCUUUCUCACCGCCUCGACGCAGGUCAGAGCACUCUCCACCCAUGUUGCCCGUAUCGAGCCCUCAAAGGAGGCGCGCUACACUAGCGCAAGCCUCAACUCAGCCAAAGUCGCCACCGUUUAGCUGGACGGGGAUUCGGCGCUCUAUCGAAUUGACCCCUAAACGUCAGAAGGAGCAAUCGAUUCCAAGGAAAAGCGACAGCUUUCAACGUGAUUCUCCGGCUCAGCCUCUCUUUACUCAAGCCGGAAGACCGGGCAUGGCACCCACGGACCCGAAGCUUGCAAUGCAGCAGGGCAGUACCGCCUUCAAAGUGCUCCAGGGCAGGUCGGACCGCCCAGUCUUCGGUGCAGAGGGAUCGUCUAUUGACGUCAAGGACCGCAGCAAUCUUCCUGCUGGGGGUCUUCGGCGCGAAUUUUCCAGUUCCAACACUCUGCGUGCUGGUCCAAGCAUGUGUAUGGGAGAUGCAUCGACGCCGACACGCUCUGGACGCUCCAAACCGGAUGCAGAAGCUUCAACAAGACGGUGUCGGACCGCUGCUGAAGUUGGCACUCGUCCUCCUAUUCGUUCUGACGGAACUUCGGUUGAUACCGCACCGACAUCUUACGUCUAUGGCGGCAUCAACAUGUCAAGGGGCCCGGACGGUCACAGUUCAGCAAGCAGAUCAGUCUCAGCAUCCACCGCUCACAGUUACACGAGCGCCGAGUCGAUGUACGGCUACAGAAUGAGACAGCAGAUCUCAGUAUCUAGCGGACCCGAGGCACAAGAUUCUGAGACUUCGUACGGCACUAGCGUAGGAAGCUCUCCAGGCCUGACUGGUCAGUGGUCUUGGGCAUCCUCCGGAAAGCGAGGUGCUACUCCCUCCAACGACGCCGCCAAAGAUACUGCAUGGACAGCGUCCGUCGAUUUGUCCGAGCACCAGGAGUCACCCUUACGACAGGACAGUUACCAUAGCCGCGUGGACAGCGUGCCCGGGUCACCUCUUGCGCUUGAGACGACGCUCGACGGGCGACCGAUGCUUCCUCAUACCCAAGCUGCUCGCAUGCAGUUUUUGGCCGACACGCCGCUCUCUCCUUCUCUUCACACAAGCUCGACACGAGAAACCCCUGCUCGGCUCGAAGAGCCUCUUGCACCAUCGCGUCCAGUGCCGACAAGCGCCUUAAAGCCGGGCCAAGUUCGGCCAACGAGCUCGAACACUGAUACGAGCAUGGCUGGUAUGCCAUCGUCCAGUGAAGCAACGUCGUCGCCUGCGACCGCAUCGUCCCGGAAGGGUGCCCCACGACGAAACAGUCUCAGCGAUCUCAAAAUUCCAAGCCGGAUCAGUAAAGCACAAACGGGUAUCCGCAACAACAUCAGCCUAGUGCGCGAUUUCGCAAGAGGCAUUGAAGAGCUCAAGGUCUUAAAGGCGAGCUACAUAGACUCGAAAAUCAGGACGCCGCUCUCACCCUCGGACGUUGAAGAAAGAGUUCAGAACUGGCUCGAAUGCGCCGACGUGCUGAUCGGACUGGGUGAAGGACGAAGCGAGUCCGAUGCCACUGCUCGCGUCGAUACCGUGUCGCAUGCGCCUCUGUCGACUCACAUCGAUACUCGUCGCACUACCUUCUCGGAUGCGUCAAGCCAUGCUAACCCCACAUCGCCUCUGGAGGAUUGGACGUCGCGUCAAUCAUCCGUCUCAGGUGCUAGAAGUGCGAGCGGUACGAGCCAAGCAACGACGUCAACCACCGAUGGUGUGCGAAGCGUUGACGUUCACAGAGAGAUCGACAUCUUGUCGGCCAUCCUGGGCGGGCACAAGCUGUCUUCAGCCUCUGUGAGCGAAUCUCGGCCGCACGCACGCUUCCAGUCUGAUCCGUAUACGCGCGACGAGCUGCCGCAUGGCAAUGCCGCCUAUUCUCUGGAGCCCGGGCUCAAACGGCCAAAUCUGACGACACCUGACAGCGAGAUUCCGCACGUGAUGGGUAGCGAAGAGACGAAUCGGAACAAGUCAUUGGAACGGUCAUUCAAUACCGCUCCUGCUCUCGGCAGUGCCAACGCAAGCUCUGGGGAAGUCGCAGUCUUCGACGGAGUUGAUGUUGGCGACGCUAAUCGCAGUGCCAAGCGACGUCUUCGAAGUGCGAGCCGUGCUGGCCUGCAAGGUCUCAGGGACCUGCUCAGAGUGUUCAAGGGCAACGCUGUCGAUGAUGUCGCCGCUGCUGCUGCUGCUGCUUCGUCCAAGGGAGGGAGCGUGGCUGAAGAAGAUGUUCUCACCACUGAUGACCUCAAGGAGCAACAGCCACGACAUUCGCUAGAGGGUCGGCCAUCGACGCCUUCAGCAUCGAAGCAAAAACGUAAAUCGCUCAAUCUGAAGCGUCGAUCGUUCUUGCGCUCGAGAACGUCGCUGGAGAGUGUGUCAGCCAAGGCAGCGGAAGGGCAGAUAAUCAUGGAGGCGGCACCACCAUUGCCCGUCUCACCCGAAGGCGGACGCUUCACACCCGCCUUGUCGUCCAAGAUCGACAAACGCCAGCCAGAUCCAUCUCCAAGCAAGACCUCGCUCGACAUUACCUGGGAAACUGGAGCUGCCGAUCGUUCUCGAGACGGUCGAGAAGCGCAACGAUCGGCAUCGGCGACGUCGAAGGCGGUGAGACGCAUCUCUCUUCAAUCGGCACUGAGCGCCAGCAGCAUCAAGCGUCGGUCAGUGGAUGGCCCGCGACCGAGCUUGCUCUCCAGCAAGGCUAACUACACCCCCCAUACGCAUUCGAGCACGCACGACCGUCUGCCUUCGUCCUCGCACCAACAGUCAUUGUUGCAGCAGCAGCACCGCCGUCCGAGUCUAGCCGUGCAACCCAACGCAUCCGCCGAUAUGACACCGCCAGACCCACGACGCGCAAGUACUUCAGUCGACACGGUUCAUCGCCAUCACUACCUCCAGCUCCAGAUGCAGCAGGGUCUAAAGUCUGCACGCACCACGGCUGCGGUUGAUCGAUCGCACAGCAGCUCAGCCGAAGCACCGCUGUCGCAGCCCGUGGUACAGAAGCUCGCACUGCGACCGGAGGCCAUGCCUGGACUGCUGGUGUACGUGCAGGCGACCAAGCAGCAUCUGCAAGCUGCUAUUGACGAACUGGGGAUGCAGCAAGAAGCUGCCACAAGGUGA
Sporisorium graminicola is the source of this 5103-nucleotide messenger RNA. RefSeq lists its product as uncharacterized. Bases 1 to 5103 code for a protein of 1700 amino acids. NCBI's taxonomy places the organism in Eukaryota, Fungi, Basidiomycota, Ustilaginomycetes, Ustilaginales, Ustilaginaceae. The transcript has a single exon. The record is from RefSeq and is a predicted model, not a curated record.